UUAACUUCCAUGUAAACACACCACAUUCACGUCUAAAUUCAACUAAUCAAAAACGUCGAAAUCAAGUCUAAAUUUUUGUAAUCUGUCCAGGGAUACUUGGAACAUUAUAUAUCCAACUUUAAGAAUCUUUGGUUGGAAACCGUUAUAUUACAAGAAAUACAAAAAGUUUUGACUUGUACACUUUUGUAAGUACACUUGAAAAGUUUUACUUACUACUUGGGUCGUUGAAGGCUGCCUGAAAAUAAAGUAAAACCUUAUGAAAUUUGAUUUUGGUAAACAAUGCCAGGGAAUGCAAUGGAUGAAGAUGAACCGGUGGCUACAGCAAGGCCAGUUCGUGGUCGAGAACUCCGAACGAUGGGAAUUCACACUCAACGUACAGAUGAGCAAACCGGAGGGGAGGUUUACUACGAGGGGUUUAUGGAUGGAAAACGGUACAUGGUUCCGGACAGUAAUCUUGAAGCGAUGAAAGACAUGAUAAAUUUCACGAUGCGAAGGAGAGUGAGUCUAAGAUACAAACAUCAAACGUCUUACGACCUAGGAGAGUACGACCACUUUAACGAAAUGCUGCAGAACUUGUUGAAAAAAUUUGAAGGAAUUGAUAGUAUAUCUUCAACUCCCGGAAAUUCAGUGGAUACUGGUUCAUUUGUGUCAGAUAUCAAGACAGAACCUUCCGAUUCAGAAGAGAAGACUAGAAAAGAGGAUGGAAUGGAAAAUGACACGAAUAGGAGCAGCGUGCCUUCAACCUUAGAACGUGAUAAGGAAGAGCAAAUCGAACCAAAUGAAAAAGGAACGCCUUCAUGUCUAGAGGAUGAUAAGAAACAACUGGUUAAAGAAGACCACCCUGAAGAUACACCAAUGCCGUUAGAAAAAGAGCCUAAUACAAUAAGUAAUUUGCAAAGUGAAAAAACUCCUUCAAAUUCAGGGAGAAAACUAUCAAAAGACGAACUAUAUCCACAAAACGCACCCCCAAAAUUACAUGAUAAAGAUGAUAAGGUAGCGGAAAUAAGUGAAGAAAAUAGAUCCUUACAUUCAGAUAAUAAAAAAAGGAAGUCCAGCAUAACAGAUAUAAUGGAUUUAGAUGAGAAGGAGCCAGUUAUACCCAAAGAUGAAAAAAUACAUCCAAAUAGUGGUAAUAAAAUUGAAAAGUCAAAGGGUGAAGACGUCGAUAAGAAAUUGUCAAGUCUAAACGAGCAAGGAAAAACGCCACUUCAUUCAGGGUCUGAUUUGCUGGAUUAUAGUGCUGGAAAAGGUCCUUUGACAUUUGAUAGUAAGACGAAAAUGCCAAUUAAAACGGAUGAAAAGAACGGAACUAUUUAUUUGGAUAAUAGAAAAGGUAGACCUAGUAUAUUAGAUAUAAUAGAUUUAGAUGAGGAGGAGCCAGUUAAAACCUAUGGUGAAGGAAAAUUUCCUAAGAAGAGUGAUAAAACAGAAAUGCCACAGGUUGCUGAUAAGAGAGCUGCAAGUCUAGUUGAAGGAAAUAAAACGCCAAUUCAUCCAGACUUUGAAGAAAGACAUCAAAUUCGGGAAAGUGAAAUUGGUCGGUCGGGUGAACUGAAUCGCUUAAAAAGUGGUGGUAGAGAUAUAGUUUCAAGUAAGUUAUGGGAAAGAGGACGCUAUUUUAGCACAGGCCAUAACAUUAAAGAUUCAGUUGGCUAUAAUGCUCAAAAAGGACGUAUCACUUUAGACGGAAUAAGAAAAAAUCAAAUUCAGCUGGAAUCUCAAAAACGGGUAACCAUGGAUCAUAUUGCUGGAAAGGGACGUUUGACAUUAGAUUGUAUGAGAAACACGCCAAAUAUAAUGGAUGAAAAAUAUGGAACCAUUUGUUUAGACAAUAAAAUAGUUAAACAAAGUAUACUAGAUAUAAUAGAUUUAGAUGAUGAGGAGUCUGUUGAAAUCUACAGUGAAGAAAAAUAUGCAAAGAAGGGCGAUAGAAUAGAAAUGCCAAUUGGUGAAGUUGUUGAUAAGAGAGCUUCAAAUCUAGUUGAGGGAAAGAAAACGCCAACUCAUACAGGUUUUGAAGAAAGGCGUCAAAUUCGAGAAAGUGAUAUUAGUAAGCAAGUAAAACCUGGUGUUUUUGAAGAGGAAAUAGAAGAUCUAAUUCCAAGUAAGCUUGAUACUGACGGACGAAGCACAGACAAGAGGAUUAAAAAUUCACUUAAUUACAGUGCUGAAAAAGGACCUUCAACAUUAGAUAAUACGAGUAAAACGUAUCAAAAUCAAUUAGCAUCUGAGAAACGUGGGAUGACGGAUUCAACAGGUUAUAAUGCUGGUAGUGGAGCUUUGAGAUUCAACAGUUUAAAGAACAGGUCAACCCAAUUUGGUUCUGAAAAACUUUCAAUUCCAGUUGGAGAGGAUAAAAAAGAUAAGAAAAUGGGUCCGGAUAUUACAAAUGGUAGAUUGAUGCCUAGGAAAGCUGAUUCUGAAAAGAGUCGUUUUGUGUUAAAGAGUCGCCAGCAGCCAAUCACUCUCGAUGAAUCGUUAAAUAAUGAUUUACAAAAUGGGAAAAUAGAAAAUAGGAGGCCGAUGGAAAUGGGUGGCGAAAAGAAGUAUUUACAGAUAGGGGAUGGGGUAGGAAUGACAUUGUGUGAGGUUUCUGAUGAGAGUUUAAAAGAAAAACGGAGUUCUCCAAAUCAUCCAGAACCCGGAGAAAGACCUCCAGCAAGAGAGAAUGGAAGAAGUAAACCGGGUGAAUCGGGCAGUAGAGAGACACCUCCAGAGAAGGAUGGAGAAAGAAAACCGCCGCUACCACCACAUGGCAACGGUAAUGGUUUCAAAGGGCACGAAGACAGCGGUAGAGAUGAGAAAGAGUCAGAAGACGCUUCUAUAUCUUCAGUGGACGACACUGAAGAAUACCGUGUUAGAUUAUUAAUCUCUGGACAUUUUCAUCCGGACGAAACGCCGAUGUUCAUCAUCCAAGAGUAUGAAGCAGAAUCUGGAGUGUUUGAUGAUCAGAUUGUUGACAUCAAGCGCAUACAAAAUGUUGGGGACGUUGAUAUCAAUAUCGCGGGGAAGUUUUACAAUGACACCAUUAUCAGGGAGCGAGAUGAUAAGAGUCUAUUUCUAAAUAUCAAACCACUCAAAAUUGAAAUUGACCAUCUGAAUAGCAAAAUUUACUACGAUAAAUUUGAAGAGAGUUUUAAAAUAGAGAACCUUGUUGAUGUUGUGCUUAAGGGACAAUUUGUAGCUAGCACACUAACGAGGGAAAUCACUCCGGUGUUAUCUUUCAAUAUAAAGAAACUUGGUCUUGGCAGCGUUUCUUCUGAUAGCGUCACUAAAAAGAACCCACGCUUGGAUAUUACCAGGUUUGACCAAGCAGUAGUAAAUAAGAGUAAUCCUUAUAACAGUGAAAAUGCUGUGGUUAACAUUGUUAGGGUUGCUAACAACGGCUAUGGAAAGAUAGCGGAUAAAGUAGGCUCUUCUUACUUUGACAACGAGGAUGAGCUAACAAUUAGUAGGACAAGUAUAACUAACUUUGGCUCACUAGAGUUGACUGUUGAUGAUUGGCAUGCGAAACCACCCGGACUCUACUCGUACUUACCUGUGAUUCCCUUGUCUCUGCAGAAGAGCUUGACAGGUUCUGAACUGGAAAUAGUUGAAGUUGGUGAGAAUGAAGAGAUCGAGAAUUCACCACAGAUAAAAAACCGUAGAGGACGCAAAGAAAUGAGGCAAGGUGAGAAGACCAAAAAAGGUGCAAACAGGAGCAAUGCAGAGGAUACUGAAUACAUUUGCAGGAUUAAAGAUUAUAGGCCUGCUAAGAGGAAAUUCUUUAAUUUAUUUUAAAGAUUACGUUUUGGUUGGAAAACAACUGGAACUAAACAUUUGUGUCUGUAGUGAAACGACUAUUGUAUUGUUAAAAUAUAGUAUUGUAAUUUUAUUUAAUGGAAAUAGACGUACAACAUUAACAACGUUUAA
This is a messenger RNA of Homalodisca vitripennis (glassy-winged sharpshooter), 3912 nucleotides long. RefSeq lists its product as uncharacterized. The record is from RefSeq and is a predicted model, not a curated record. Lineage: Eukaryota; Metazoa; Arthropoda; Insecta; Hemiptera; Cicadellidae. The transcript has 2 exons. Bases 280 to 3780 code for a protein of 1166 amino acids.